GUCAGUCUUUUAUUCUGAAUGAAUAGCAAGUGUUAUGCCAAACAGCAUUCAAGUGUUUUUGAUUGCGAUUUACGACAACUGCUCUUGUAUCGACAGUUGUCAACUUUAUUUCCAUCUUGAAUUGCUUCAUGUACGGUCAUCCACAACAGUCUCCUCCAAUACUGCAGGCUCCUGUUCCACAGUACUCUACUCAGCGUAUCAUCAACUCUGGAUCUAAUGCUGCUCCCUCCAGUGCGUCAUCCCAGCAUCCCAACCAACAGCAGCAGUAUGGGUCUGGCACGUCUUUCCAGCAACAGCAGUUUCAUCAACCCUAUGCCAUGUCUGGAUCGUCAGGACAAUCCGCUCCUCAUGUCCAACAGCAGUCUGUGUAUCCUGCCAAUAUGGGCGGUUUCCAGCAGCAACAACAACAAUUCCAACCUCAAUUCCAACAGCAAUUCCAGCAACCUCAAUUCCAACAGCAACAGAAUAAUCCAGUCUAUGCAUCACAGUAUCCUUCUGCUUCUACCAACAGCAUGAGUGCAUCCAUGUCUGGUGGUGCAUCGGGUUCCCAGCCACAAGUGGCCGGUCCAACUGCAGCCACCUCACAGUCUUAUCUUGGAUCUAACUUUGUCAACGACUUUCAAGGAUCUGCUGCUGGUCAGAUUGGCAUGCAACUCGGUACUCAAGCAUUUGCUCAAGUUCAACAGAAUAUCAACCGAUACGUUAAUGUCACUCAGCUACGGUACUACUUUAAUGUUAGCAACUCGUAUGUACUAAAUAAAGUGCGGCUGCUCCUGUUUCCUUAUCGGCACAAGUCUUGGUCGCGAUUAGUACGGCGAUCUGAACAUAGUGGUCAGGCUGAGGGCUUUGCUCCACCGCGCGAAGAUCUCAAUGCUCCCGAUCUAUAUCUUCCUGUCAUGUCUUAUGUGACUUAUGUUUUAUUGGUUGGAUUGUCUAUUGGUGUCGCUUCUGAUGGCUCGGUUGUAAGCAAAAAGUUUACACCUGAAGUGCUAGGAUCUUCUGCAACCGGUGCAUUCUUUAUAGUAUUUUGCGAAGUCUUGCUUUUAAAACUAGCAUUCUACUUCUUGAGUGUGGUGAAUGAUGCAAGUUUUUUGGACUUGAUUUCAUACUGUGGGUACAAGUUUAUUUUUGUGUGUAUUCUUGUCGUGUUCAAGUCGAUGCUUGGUAUGUUGGAUUGGCGGUUCUGGAUUCCUGGUGCAUACCUCAUUUUGUCAUUUGGGUUCUUUACACUGCGGACCUUGCGGUACCUGGUCAUACCUGACCAAAGCACAAAUAGUGUGGUGGGUCGCGAUGGUCGCAAACGACGGGUUUUGGGCCUGUUUUUAAUUUGUGCAUUUCAAUGUGUAUCGAUGCUGGCACUGAUCUGAUUGGAUUUUGUGUUGACGCAAAUCUUCAACUUGUGAAUCGAAAAGUGACAAGAGUAGUAUAUGAUGGUACUGACAGACUUGGUCAAAAUCAGGCAAGUUGACCAGAAUAAAAAACUGCACAUGAUAAUGGAUUAAA
This is a messenger RNA of Batrachochytrium dendrobatidis JAM81, 1503 nucleotides long. RefSeq names its product protein transporter YIF1. Gene Ontology annotation, cellular component: endoplasmic reticulum-Golgi intermediate compartment; Golgi membrane; COPII-coated ER to Golgi transport vesicle. Gene Ontology annotation, biological process: endoplasmic reticulum to Golgi vesicle-mediated transport. The transcript has 5 exons. NCBI's taxonomy places the organism in Eukaryota, Fungi, Chytridiomycota, Chytridiomycetes, Rhizophydiales. The record is from RefSeq and is a predicted model, not a curated record. The coding region runs from base 129 to 1367 and encodes 412 amino acids.